Molecule: messenger RNA, 924 nt
Organism: Ichthyophthirius multifiliis
Lineage: Eukaryota; Ciliophora; Oligohymenophorea; Hymenostomatida
Product: Nramp family mn2+ fe2+ transporter, putative
Exons: 1
Biological process (GO): metal ion transport
Cellular component (GO): membrane
Molecular function (GO): cadmium ion transmembrane transporter activity; manganese ion transmembrane transporter activity
Source: RefSeq, a predicted model, not a curated record
AUGGAUUAAAAUAAAAACGUUCAAUAAUGGAUACAAAUGGAAAAAAAUGCCGAUUCUAUUGAUAUUAAAUCAUAAGAAUAUCAAUUAGAAAUAUCCGAAAAAUAAACACAAAUUACAAGUCUUACCGGUUCAGAAGAAUAAUAGCCAUUUCGUUUUUCUUUCAGAGAAUUAUUAUCAUAUUUAGGCCCAGGUUUAUUAGUAUCAGUGGCCUAUUUAGACCCCGGUAAUUUAUCUGGAAAUAUAGAUGCUGGAGUAUCAAGUAGAUAUAGUUUAAUUUGGGUACUAUUAUUAGCUACAAUAUUAGGAUAUUUAUUCUAAAUAAGAUCUAUGAUGAUUGGAUUGGCUACAAAAAAAGACAUGGCAAAAUUAUGUCGGAUAUAUUAUCCUCCAAAAAUAUCGAAAUUUUUAUGGGCAAUGUUUGAAAUUGCAAUUAUAGGUGCUGAUAUAUAAGAAGUAUUAGGAAGUGCAUUUGCUUUGAAUAUUUUGUUCGGAAUCAAAGUUUGGGUGGGGGUCUUAUUAACUAUUUUUGCAGCUUUUUUAAUACUAUUAUUUGCUAAAAAAUUAGAAAUUUUAUUCGGAAUUAUGAUCUCGAUUAUGGCCAUAAGCUUUUUUGUGGAAUUCAUGGUUGUAAAACCGAAUUAUUUAGAGCUUUUAUAAGGUAUAUUUAUCCCUUCAAUCCCUUAUGAAAGCUCUUUUGAUCCUCUGGUGGGCUUAAUAGGGGCUGUUUUAAUGCCACAUAAUUUAUUUUUACAUUCCUCUUUGGUUAUGGAUAAGAAAAUAGAAAAAAAGAAAUUAAAAAGUCUAUUUUCUAUUUAAAGGCAGAAGCAGGUCUUACACUUGCUUUAACUUUCUUUAUUUCGAUUACUGUUAUUGGAACUUUUGCUUUUUGGUAAGGAUCGGAAGAUGGCAGUGGAAUGGACUUGA